AGCGGAGGGCACGGACGGGGCCCGGCGCGAUGCUGUGAAGGAGCGGCGCAGGUGGACCAUGGCUCAGUUCUCUCAGAAGAGAGGGCAGAGGAGAGACGAUGACGGGCUGGGCAGUGCUGUGGAUUUCUUCCUGGCCAAUGCCAGGCUAGUGCUGGGUGUGAGUGGGGCAGCCAUUCUGGGCAUUGCCACCCUGGCAGUGAAACGGCUCAUUGACCGAGCCACCAGUGCCCCCGACAAGGACGACGCCAAAGCAGAACAGAAGUCCAUUGAGGAGAGCUGGCAGGAACUGAGCCUGCUCAAGGCCUCGCCAAGACCUCAGCCCAAGCCCAGCCGGGAGGCGCUCAAUCAGCCCCAGCUGGCUCUGACCCGGUCCCCGCCUGCCCCAGUGCCCCUUCUCGAUCCCGUGCCCAGGCCCUCCUUGCUCCUGUGCCUCACGCUCCAAGAGAAACUUCUCGCCUUCUACCGAGACCACGUGGUCAUCCCCGAAGCCGAAGUGGCCCUGGCCCGGCAGCUGGCCACCGACAUCUGCCGGGAGCUGCAGGGCUCCCUGCGCGGCAAGUUCCCGGCGCUGCCGUGGGGAAGCGUGUUCCUGAGCGGCUCGCUGUUCGACGGGCUCGAGGCGGCGGCGGGGGCGGCCAGCCGGGCCUGCCUGAUGGCGCCGCUGGCCCUGGAGGCCGGGCUCUGGGACUUCAUCCCGGGGGAGGACACCAUCGUGAACGACCCCCGCUGCUGGAUGAUCCGGAGGACUCAGCUGGAGUUCGCGCCCCGGGGGUGCAGCCCGUGGGAUCGCUUCACCGUCGGCGGGUACCUGUCGUCCGACGUCCUCAACGACACGCUCCACGGGGCCCUGGUGGGCUCCGUCAACUGGCCCGCCAUCGGCAGCCUGCUGGGCUGCGUCCUCCGGCCGGCGGUGGCCUCGGAGGAGCUCACGGUCGAAGUCCGGCACGACAGGCUGGAGAUGAGCAUCGCCCUUUUCCCGAUGGCGGAGACCGAGGACAAGGUCCUCCUGGCCGUGCCCCGGGAGGGCCCCGUGGGGAACCUGUGGCGGCAGAGCUUCUACCUGGCGGAGACCACCAGGCUGCGGGAGCUGGACGGCGGGGACGGGGGCGUGCGGAGACGCUGCCUCCGGCUCCUCAAGGGGGUCUGCCGACGCCACCCGGCCCUGAGCAAGCUGAGGGGGAGCCACCUGGCCCAGGUGAUCCUCCGCCUGAGCGAGGCCGAGCCGGACUGGACGGAGGACGCCUUAGCCGAUCGGUUUCGGCAGGUGAUCGAAGAGCUGAUCGGCUGCUUGGAGAAGGGGGCCCUGCCCUGCUACUUCGAUCCACGCAUCAACUUGUUCGGCGGGCUGCGGGAAGAGGAGAUCGACGACAUGGGGUACACCCUGUACAGCGCGGUAUCCGCGCCUGAGAUUUUGCUGUAGACGGGAUGAGGGAUUGGACUUAGGCGCUCGGCCCCUCUUCUUUCCGGAGGGGAGGGACCGGGGGGCUGACGAGAGCUCCUCUUCGUAGCCACUCCCAGGUGGGCUCCUUACGCUGGGGAUGGAGAAGAAAAGGGGUUCUCGGAGGGGGAUAUGGCCAGGCUGGAGUAGAGUCCCGGCCCCCUGACGCUGCCGACACAAACCAGGUCCCUGAACCUCCCCUUGGGAAAGCAGAGUACCCAACAGCGGCUGAUGAAAUUCAACAGAUCCCAGAAAAGGGAAGCUCCCUUAUAGCCCUACCCCGUCUCUGUUCACAUUGAGACCUUGAGGGCCACUUGCCCAACUCCAGCCCUGAAUCCGGUGUGAGUUACCAGCCCACAGGUGUCCUGAUGAAUGGAGCAGGAGACGGGGAAAGGGAAACUUGGGAGUAAGCCUUUGGUGGGAUCCCCUUUCCAGGCCUGUAAUUUAAAUAUUUAUCUUCACGAUGGAAGAGAGACUUCCCUUUCUGGGGUCGGGGCCCCUAAAUCCUCAGUCAGUGUCAGAAUUGAUUCCAUGGGCAUGUUGAUGGUCCCUGCUAACCUUUUAGUGUUCAUCCUGCUGAAGGACGGUGUAAACAGCUUGGGCCAUUUUAAAACCGGUUUUUCUGACUUUAAAAUGUCUUUUUCCCCCACUAGCUGUUCAUGCCGGGUGGUCCUCCAGGGCCGUGACAUCCCAAUCUCUCUCUGCAUGCUUGUCUACUCUCCCUGGAGAGGAGAGCUUCCUCCAGAGGGGAAGCAGGUACUACUAUUGGCUGGUGUGUUUGAUGUUUUUGUGUGCUCUUGAACAGAGAGGUCUCCCAAUGGCUGCUACUUUUGAUACCCAGAGUAUUUUAAAAUCUGCAGAGAAUGUUUCUAAAGAGACCUUGGCUUCAGAACCACCCCAUCCCAUGUGCUAAAACAUAUUGGUUGAAGCUGACAACAAAAAAAAAACCCUCUUGUUCGCAUUUUUCUGUGGCACGAUUGAUAUUUUGUUGAUGGAGGGUGGAGAUAACUUGUUUCUCCAAGCACUACAAAUCCUUCUCAUCUAAAAAUCUUUGCCAUUUCCUUCACUCGGAGCCAAGCUAUUUUUCAAGGAAUGUGAAUGAGAAUAAAGGAAGAUCGAUUGUAUGUGAAAAUGGGUUUUGUGUUGGAUUGCUGAAUGCUUUGUGUAGACACACUCUCACAUCCAGUAAGCUUUCUAGAAAUCGCAACCAUCCCGGUGGCCAGAAUGGACACGCGGUUGGGGUACAAUAAAUGGUAAUGGAUCAUUAGUUCAAUAUGUUUUUUCAAAAAGAAAACGGUAUAUUUACCACCCUAUGGAGACUUGAAGGGAAAGUGCUGCCUGAGCAGCAUAAAUUACAUUUAUGGAUUUAUUUUGUGUGUGUGUGUGUGUGUGUGUGCCUCUAAGUGCUAGAACUUUGGAGAACUCAUAAUAAAAUGUUGUGUGUGUUUACAGGGUACUUGUCUUCCAAGUGGUGGGAUCUCUGUGACUUACAUUAGCUUAAAGAACUGCCCAUCACAAUAGCAGGGGGACUCAACUUAUGUAAUAAAGGCAAACUGUGGU
This is a messenger RNA of Tachyglossus aculeatus (Australian echidna), 2998 nucleotides long. RefSeq names its product mitochondrial elongation factor 2 (gene MIEF2). Gene Ontology annotation, cellular component: mitochondrial outer membrane. Lineage: Eukaryota; Metazoa; Chordata; Mammalia; Monotremata; Tachyglossidae. Gene Ontology annotation, biological process: mitochondrion organization; positive regulation of mitochondrial fission. The record is from RefSeq and is a predicted model, not a curated record. The coding region runs from base 59 to 1420 and encodes 453 amino acids. The transcript is spliced from 4 exons.